GAUACCAGCAUUUAUGGAGAGAUAAAGCACGUGUGGAUCUGAAUAUGGUUGGCAAGGCUCGGCGCCGCUGUGCUCAAGGCCGUGCUUCAACUCGACUCAAAUCCUCCUUUGAGACGGCAGCGGAGAGACUCCCCGAUGACCUCCUUGUUGAUAUCCUCUCGCGUGUGCCCGUCAAAUCACUCUGCCGCUUUAAGUGUGUCUCCAAGCACUGGCUCGGACUCAUCGACCACCCCGAGCACCGCAGAAAGCUACCCCAAACCCUGGUCGGGUUCUUCUGCAACAACGACGAAUCAGUUAUCCAGUUUACCAGUGUAACGGAGAGCAGCUACCCUCUGAUUGACACAUCUUUCGCAUUUCUGCCCAACUGCGGGCAGCUGGAACUUUUGGACUGCUGCGACGGCCUCCUCCUAUGCGGCUGCUAUACCCAGGGUAAUGAGUUCCGUUACGUCGUGUUCAAUCCCGCCACAGAGAUGUGGGUCAUGUUGCCUGACUCCGGCUACAACGGCGAGGUGGGCACAACACGGUUGGGCUUUGAUCGCGCUGUGUCUUCCCAUUUCCAUGUGUUUGUGCUGCUGGAGGGUAACCACGGUAGUGACCGUUAUAUCACCGGAGCGUAUCUGUAUUCAUCGACAACCGGAAGAUGGAUUUAUAAGGAGAAAGGAUGGGCCCGAUAUAUUGGUCUUCAUACUGGUGGCUCAGGAGCUGUCUUUGUCAAUGGCUAUCUGCAUCUUUACUGCUAUGACCAUGACUUGUUGUGCCCAUGUGUAGCUGUGGUGCACAAGGAGGGGGAAAAUUGGAUGUUCUUUGAUUCCCCUUCCUUCGUGCAAGAUGCUAUUCUUCAGCAGUCACAGGGACACUUGCAUUUUGCUGGUUUUAAAAGUGACUAUGGUGAGGAUGAUGAUUAUGAUGAUUUAAGUGUUACCCGAAUAGUAGUUUAUGUUCUCAAGGACUAUGGCAAAGACGAGUGGAUACUGAAGCAUAGCAUUGAAGCUUCACACAUUGGAGAGAUAGAUGAUUUGAUCCUGAUCCAUCCUGACCGUAACACUAUCUUUUUCUCUAUGGGUCCAGUCAUGUGCUACAACAUGAAUCGCCAACAAGCCAAAGUGGUCUGCAAUGAUGGAGAAUGCGAGCCACCAUAUCUGCCAUAUGUGCCGCUGUAUGCAGAGUUAGAAUCAUUGCACAUGUGA
Molecule: messenger RNA, 1187 nt
Organism: Lolium rigidum
Lineage: Eukaryota; Viridiplantae; Streptophyta; Magnoliopsida; Poales; Poaceae
Product: F-box protein At5g07610-like
Exons: 2
Coding region: 45-1187 (380 amino acids)
Molecular function (GO): protein binding
Source: RefSeq, a predicted model, not a curated record